CUCGCGCUUGUCACCUCAGUUUUACGAACGCGUGUUUCGUUCAACACGCGUUUCCGCUGGUGUGCAACGGGAAGGCAGAUCAGUUGCGCGAGGUCGUCGUCGUCGUCGUUGUCGAUGCUUGUACGCAUAGGCUGCGUCGCGUCAUCGUCAUCGUCGUUCGUCAUCGCUCGGCGCAGCUCAUCGUCGUCGUCGCUCGUGCGGGAGCUCGUGUCGCCCCAAAUCCCUAGGGUGGAAGAACCCCGGAGGAUAGCGACAUGUCGACAUCGCGAGUGUCUCGAUCGCGACAGGCAUAGUGACGAUUAUACAGUACACACCGAUGACGUCAGCCGCAUCACGAUAUGAUGGAGUCCAUCAGAAAAUGGUUUUACAGGCCUAAGAGAGACGACACGAGUCUGCUGGCUCAGUUCUUUUAUGCCGACGAGUCCUUGAACGCGGUCGCCUGCGAACUGGACUCCUUCGACGGCCGACAAGAGCCGGAGAGAUGCACGUCAUUGGUGAACCAGCUGCGGCACUGUCAGGACAAGGUGCUGACGAUCUGCAAUCAGAUCAUGGACGAUCUGAUACCGGAAAGUCGCGCCAACCGAGACUUCAGAGUGAAGUUCCCUGAUGACGUCAUGCAGGAAAAUCUAGCUGGACAGCUUUGGUUCGGCGCGGAAUGUCUCGCAGCCGGCUCUUCCAUCAUGAAUCGCGAGGCCGAAAGCUCGGCAAUGAGGCCGUUGGCGAAAGCUCUCACCAAGUCGUUGGAGAUCGUCAGAAAUUUACUUAGAGAACACGCGCUCAAAGGUCACAUGAACUUGAAGACGCAAAAUCCACUCGAGCCGUCUCUGGAGAAACUCAUCGAGUCGUUGAAAAUUUUCGAUCGGCUCUUCGCGGAUUUCGAGCUAUGCUACGUCGGCGCAAUGGUGCCGGUGAAGUCGACGAAAGAGUACGAGCAGCAGGAACUGGUAUGCGUACUCUUUUCGGAAACUUUGCAGCGAGCGCUCGAGCGGGGACUGUUGGACCAAGCGGAUGUAGAUAACUAUGAGCCGGCUUUAAUGUUUACUAUUCCACGCCUGGCUAUCGUCUCGGGACUAUUGGCACCGCCUGGAGGACCGCUGUGUCUCAAUUCGCCCGACACUAUUAGCGAGAUGUUUAGGCCAUUUCGGACUCUGCUGCUCAAGAUAAGAGAGUUAUUAUGGACGUUAAACAAACGCGAGCUGUACAUGCUGGAAAAGUUGCUAUGCUCGAACGAGGAGCCGUCAGGCUCGAUCACACAGUCGACGAAAUCCGCGUGUCAGGACAUACCCGAUUUGGAGGAGUACGUGCACAAUUUUUACAGCGGUUACCCGAAUUGCAAGGAGUUCAUUGUUGACUUCUACACUGUGACGAGGAAUACGGGUAACAAUAUGGACGAGGUGGCGAGUGAUGCGGUUCAGUCACUGGACGAAGAGGGCAAAGCCGAUCAGUCGUCGAACAGGAAGCGCGAGGAUAGGGACGGGCGUAGGAAGAGGAGGAACGGCGCGGAGAGCAGGCGAGACGGCUUAAACAUAUCGUUGGACGGAUGUGAUAAUAACGUAACGUGCGACAGCAGCGGCGAAAAGGCGCAGCAAAGUGACGGGGAAAGUGUCGGUGAACGAGUGCGAUACGAACGGGAACUCUCUAACGCUUCGUGCGACGACGGACCGUUCUCUCAUGACUGUGAUUCCGUUUCCAACGGCGAGAACAACGUUAGCGAGCACUCCGGCUCGAUAGCGCGAAACGACGCCGCGGGAUCAGACGCGACGGAGAGCGGCGCUUCGAACAGCGCCGAGGACGCGCGGAACGAGGGUAAUUUUAUGACGCUCGACGUGGCGCAGAUGCUCGAAGGGUGCUCCGACAACAUCGAGAUCCCGCAGACUCAGUAUAUGCUUAAUCAGGUCACCCGCGAGAGCAAUAUAGACGGCGAGACCGCGCACAUAGAGAAUUCGCUGCCCGACCUGGACUCGAAGAAGCUCAUCUCGGAGGCGAAUAAAACUCUCUCGAAUUUAUUGCUGGACUCGGGCGAGUGCCAGAACGAGAUCUCGGAGCAGACGGACUCGGGCAUAUGCACGGUGAUAUCGUCCGAGAACACGAGCUUGUACGACAAGAGUCCGGAGGAGAAGAAAACGUUCGCCAAUGAGAUCGAGCAGGACGGAUGCGGCAUCUCGGACGAGGAAGAUACGCAGGAGAACACCAGCUACUCGUGCUCUAACAUGAACUCGCCGAAGAAGAAGAAUCCUACCAUCGCGGAAAACUCGUGCGUUUGCGGCAUGAGGGGCGUCAGCAAGAUGGUCGCGCCUGCCUUGGACCAUUCGAUCGACGGUCUGCACUCGAACGGCGACGGGGAGCCGGCGAGCAAGAACGUUCCGCGAAUCUCGUCGAAUUUCGACGGCACUAACGAGGAAUUUAUCGGCGUAGCGUACGGCAACGGCCAAUUGACGCUCUGCGAUUCGAAUCAGUCGACCUUCCAAAUAAACUACUCCGAGAACUGGGAAAAUCUUAAUCUAAACAUCGACGCAUCGAGCUCGAGGAAGGAGUUCUGGGGCGAUCUCAAGUGCGAGAACUGCCCGUCCACGUCGCAGAGCAUCGACAAGAUCGGCAGCAAGAUCGAGAAAUACGCGCAGGAGAAAAUAACGGCGAAGAAGACGCGGGACGAGAGGCAGCGGCGGCGGCAUCAGCACAAGCUGGAGCGAAACGCGCAGCGAGCGCAUCACAGAUCGGCGGAGAAGAGACACAAUUUGCAGAUCAUGCGGUCGGCCACGAGCACCGAGAGCUCCAGAUCCAAUUCCACGGAUCGGUGCUUGAAUCCCCGAUUGACCGGCUUCGGCGCCAGCCUGCAUCUUGGCCAGAACACGAGGCAGAUACCGAAUUUUGGCAGCCACAGUCCGCACAUGAGCCCGCGGUUGCAUCACUUCGAGACGCGCAGCACUCCGGGCUCCGGACAGCACUGCUGCAAUCUCGGGACGCACGGGACGACGAACAGACGCUCGUCGCCGCCGAGCCGAAAGUUGUUGGAUCACAGGCGAUCCAAGUCCGAGCAGAUCGCGCGAAUGAAAAGGAGAGACGUCGAGAAGAGGGAGAAGUACGAUCGGGACAAGUAUGCGCGCACCGAGCACAACAAGAGAAAACUGGGAACGGGCGGAAGCUCUUCUAAUCUGAUAAACGACGGAUUAGGCCCGCGGACGGAUAAGAGCGGCUUGGUGACGGAAAUCGCGUCCUCGAACGCGUCGCACAAUGUAGGCUGUCACGAGUUUCAACACGCGCGGGGCAGUCACUUGCGGAGAUCCGCCCGUGCGAGAUUGGUCAACGCGUCAACGGUAUCCGGCGUGUCGUGUUUGAACACCGAUCAGUCGUCGAGCUACAAAGCCGACAUAGUUUCGAGCUCCAGCUGCUCGAGCUGCUGCGAGUCGAGCUCGGAGACCAGUGAAUUUCACAGCGAUUGCCAGGAUGACGAAGAGAUCGCAUUAGCGAUGCAGGCCGCUGAGAUCGCAAAUAGAAAUCAAAUUAGAGCCAAGUUUCGAUCUUCGGAAGAUUUGGUUCAUCGCCUCUUCGUUUGCAUAGCUGGCGUGGCGGAUCAACUGCAAACAAAUUUCGCAUCGGAUUUGCGGAACAUUCUGAAAUGCGUUUUUCUCAUGAAUAGUAGUCAGAUGAUCGAAGACGCUGAAGGAUCGAAGGAUCAAAGUCCGAACUCCACGAAUCAAUCAAUAAAUGCGCCGCUCGACACGGUGGAGACUGGAAGUAUUCACGAGCGGCAAGAUUCAUUGGCUGAAUACGAAGAUAUGGAUGAAACCGCUUUGACACACGACCGAACUUCUCCCGUGACCGAGAGGGGAGAGGAGUGCGUCGAGAGAGCGCCUGCUUGGGUGCCAGACAACGAUGCGCCGCGGUGCAUGGCAUGCCAGGCGGGAUUCACGGUCGUGCGGCGCCGGCACCAUUGUCGAAACUGUGGCAAAGUGUUCUGCGGCCGUUGCAGCAGCAACAACGUCCCACUGCCUCGUUACGGGCACACGAAGCCUGUGAGAGUGUGCAACAGGUGUUUUCUGUACCAAGUGACACCUUUUACGGUCUCCCAGGUCACGUCUACCAGCUGAAUGUUUCUGGAAUGGCUCGUAAAUCCGAUUAUUUUUUAUUGAGCUCCCUACGCGCCCGUAUCCCUCUUUCAAUGUGCAACGUAUUCACGCAAAUCUGACAAUUAUUAAUAGCGUUCAGAAAGUCGCUAUUCUUGCAAUAGGAACAAUAUUUCAAUACAUCCUCUUCGUAGAGAGGGGAUACAAAUCAUGUAAUUAUGUGAUAUAUUCGCCCGGUGUUAAGAACUUUAGUCCAAUGAAUUUAGCGUCGCUCCAUUCGGAAGCUGAAAUGAAUUUGUCAAGCUAUUUCGAACAUUGUCUCCUUUUCUUCUCUUCUAUCUCUCGAGUGGUAUAAAUGCAUAUAUCGAAAAAUCUGGUGGCAUCUUCGAUUUGCCCGAUUUCGUCAAUGUAUAGUUUGUAAAAAAGAGAAAUCGUAGAAACGCGUUUACCGUAUAAUAAGCGAGAAGAGAAAUUGGAGGAGGAUCGCUGCCACCGGAUUACUUUCGCGCGUUGUUUGUACACUCACGUGCACUUAAGCUAUAAAAUUUAGAUAUAUCGGCGCUAAUCGCUCAUAUUUUUACACAUCGUGAUUAGAUAUUCCUGAAGAAAGUUAUUCCAAUUUGUGACAAAUGCGACAACGCAAUUUGACUUGGCUAGGUAAUAAGAUUUCUUGUAAAAAUUGUUAAAAUUCAUUUAAGAGAGUUGUGUCUUCGUAUUUAAGGUAAGCGAUUGUACAGAGAAUUAUACUUAUCACGAGUACCUUAUGUUAUUAUUAUUUUGAUUAUUAUUAUUUUAAUAAUUAUUAUUAUCGUUACUAUUAUUUUUAUUAUUUCACUACGUAAAUGUAGUCCUUAGAAAGAUUUGUUGUUUAAAUUAAAUAAUUCUUAAUUGCUUAAGUUAUAGUUCUAGAUUAUUUUCAUUCUAAUAAAAUGAUUAUUGUACCAUGGUUUAUUUCAGAAGAUGAUAAAACUUCUUCCGCGCGUUCUCUUUUCCAAAAAAGAAUAAUAAGACUAAUACGAAUACGUUAUCAAGUUAUCGAUAUGUUCAUAGUAAUCGCAAUGUAAAUAAUAUUUCUUGGUAUAUGGUCAUAAAUUUCUAAUAUAAAUAAUAAUUAUUUCAAGUUAUAUUAAAGCGCCGCGCGCACAUAUUUAAAAGAAUUUGAACUUUUAGCGUAAAGUGUUAUCGAUUGCAGCAAGACUUUAGGUCAACACGCAAGUAUCAUUACAUUGCUGUAAUCUCGAUGUGAAGAUUCGUUCAGUUUUAAAAUGUCUAGAGAUUUCUCUCCAGAAUAUCUUAAUAAUUAUUCUACGCUUGCAUAUUUUCGGUAAACUUCGGUUGAUAAUUGAUAAAUAAUUUUCCAUAGAAAGUAAGCCUUCUCACGCGGAGGCUUGCGUUAUUCUCUAAGCGUGAAAUUAUGUCUAGUGUAUAUUCACUCCUACGAUGUAUAGCGUGUACAUGUCUGGAGUACAUACACACACACACACACACACACACACAUUUAAAACGAAUAAUAAUAAUAAUAAUAAUGUUAAGGAAGAGAGUGCGGAAGGAAAUUUUUGCAUUCAACGGUCGGGUCACGUCAUAAACUGUCACCGAGAUAAAAUUUCUAAGCAUUCUACUGCCCGCUGAAACGUUUCGACGUAUAUACACAGGUGCGCGCUGGCACACAACACGACUAGCUCCUGUGCCAAAUUUACGACAAUAAGUUUUCUCUUUCUUACAACACGCACGAAUUUGGUUCCUAUCGGAAAAGCUUGGGCCGAUACUUCCGAUUAGCAUCCGAUUAGUUGUGUUGAAGGCAAGACUGUGACUAAUAAAGGAGGAGCGGUAUUUCGACACAGACAAACCCGACGUUAAUGUGCACCUCGAUUAAUAAAAAGACUGGAAUGUACAGAUCGUUCGCUUAUUAUCGUUUUCCGAGCGUUCGUUGUAAUUGAUAUAAAUUCCAAAUAAUAGAUUUACGUCAUUAUUAAUUUUGUUUCCAAUUAUAUUCUAUUGUACGAAUGUGAGCUGUUCAUAAGAUGCGAAAAAAAAAAAUGAUUAUGAUUAAUUUCACCAAUGUCUUCUCAAAUGCUCGUCGAAUCUCAUUUCGACGCUGCGUCGAUGUUCGAAUGUCAGUUAAAAUAUACUGAAAUUGUUUGACCAUUAUGCACUUGUUAAAAACGAUAUUUAACGGGAAAGGUAGGCGGAAUCGAAUAUUAUGGUCAAUCAAUGUAGAAAUGGAAACACAUCACGUUCAUAUAUAAACGAUUGUAUAAAUUGGGUGCCGAGUCGAUUUGCUGCGGUUGGCGUUAGCGAAGGGACGACGUUAAUUGCAACCGACGUGUAUCGAUUAAUUUGACAUUUAGAACCGUAUUUACAUCGUUGUAGUUACGAUUAUCGAUUUCGCGUACGGACGUAAUGCGUAAUAAUGUUCCCCAAAAUGACGAAUAGUGAUAUCGAUUCGGUGAGAGAUCGGACUUCAAAAUCGUUCCCAGACGACACGCGUGUCUUAAAGAUAUUUAAAAGACGUUUAAAAGCGACGUCUUUUAGACGUCUUUCCGAUAUCUUUAGGACACGCGUGUUGUCUGGAUUGUGUAUUAUACUAGCGUGUGCGUUGUAUAAAUUAUAAGUAGGUAUUUUCACUGUUUAAAAACGAAAAAAAGAAAAUAAUGUACAGUAUCCGUGGAACAGCGAGAGAGCGGUUGUAAGACGUGUAAUAAAAUUAACCAGCGAGAAAAAAAAAACUUAUUUCCUUAAGAAGCACAUCGAGUAGAGAAUAUAACUUUAAGAUUACGAACACUUAGACGAAAAGUUAUUUUUUACACGUAAUCGAUGCCUUGCUAGAAUAUCGUGCUUUCGAUUUCGGACGCGAGGAAAAGCUGCUGGUGAAGAGGUCCAGCGGCCAAGUGCGAGGGACCGCUGGCAACAUCUCAAUCUCCCCUGUGCGAAUCAUUUUGGUAACCAGGAUUUCCCCUGUGCCUAAUGUCGCAGGCUAGCCUGUGAAUAUAUUAUAGAAGCAAAAAAAAGGCGAAAGAGGAAAGUGGAGAAAACCUCAAACAACACACGCAUGUCUGAAAGACGUCUGAAAGAAAAAUGCUGUCUUUAAGAUAUGCGUGUUGUCUGGAAACAGAUAUGUAAAAAAAAAAAAAAA
Messenger RNA from Linepithema humile (Argentine ant), 7197 nucleotides. Its product is annotated as lateral signaling target protein 2 homolog. The record is from RefSeq and is a predicted model, not a curated record. Lineage: Eukaryota; Metazoa; Arthropoda; Insecta; Hymenoptera; Formicidae. Gene Ontology annotation, cellular component: early endosome membrane. Gene Ontology annotation, molecular function: metal ion binding.